CGAACCUAAAAGUGCAACUGGGGCAGGGGUUCCUGGUGUGGCAUAAGGAGCGCCGACCUUUCCUGUUCCUUGUUCGCUGGGGGUCCAGGGGUUGAAAACCUCCCUGGGGGGAAAAGGGUGCUGAAGACCCCCCGAGGUUGUAUCUCUGAUUGCCCACACAAACCCCUCGUCCUACAGUAAGAACUUGUAGUGAGAGGAACAGUAAUGCACUAAUGGGAGCUAGCUGAAAGCAAAUGACAAGAAGCAUCAUCCACCAAUAAUCAGCUUCUGAGCCUACCUAGGUGGUAACGCAAUGGCUGUGUGGAUCCAGGCUCAGCAGCUACAGGGAGAUGCCCUGCGUCAGAUGCAAGCCUUGUAUGGACAACACUUCCCUAUCGAGGUGCGACAUUACCUAUCACAAUGGAUAGAGGCACAGACUUGGGAUUCCGUGGAUCCAGAGAACCCUCAGGACAGUAUGAAAGCUACACAGCUUCUUGAGGGCCUGGUGCAGGAGCUACAAAAGAAGGCAGAACAUCAAGUGGGGGAGGACGGCUUCCUGCUGAAGAUCAAGCUUGGGCAUUAUGCUACCCAAUUCAAGAACACUUAUGAGAGAUGUCCUAUGGAGCUGGUUCGAUGCAUCCGACACAUUCUCUAUCAUGAGCAGAGGCUUGUUCGGGAAGCAACCAAUUCCAGUUCUCCAGUUGGUGGCUUGGUAGAUACAAUGUCCCAAAAGCACCUUCAGAUCAACCAAACAUUUGAAGAGCUGAGAUUAAUCACGCAGGAUACAGAGAAUUGUCUAAAGAAGCUUCAACAAACACAAGAAUACUUUAUCAUCCAGUACCAGGAGAGUCUAAGAAUCCAAGCUCAGUUCUCCCAGCUUUCACAGCUCAGUCCCCAGGAGAGGCUUCCCAGAGAGGCCACCCUACAGCAAAGACAGGCGUCACUUGAAGCAUGGUUACAGAGGGAAGCCCAGACCCUUCAGCAGUACAGAGUGGAUUUAUCAGAGAAACACCAGAAGACUCUCCAGCUCUUGCGCAAGCAACAGACAAUCAUCUUAGAUGAUGAGCUGAUUCAGUGGAAGAGACGACAGCAGCUGGCAGGGAAUGGGGGACCUCCCGAGGGCAGCCUGGAUCUCCUUCAAACCUGGUGUGAGAAGCUAGCAGAGAUUAUCUGGCAGAAUAGACAGCAGAUCAGACGAGCCGAGCAUCUUUGCCAACAGCUUCCCAUACCUGGUCGUGUAGAGGAACUCCUUGCCGAGUUAAAUGCCACCAUCACCGAUAUCAUAUCUGCCUUAGUUACCAGCACAUUCAUCAUUGAGAAGCAGCCCCCACAGGUGUUAAAGACACAGACAAAGUUUGCAGCCACUGUAAGAUUGUUGGUGGGUGGAAAGCUGAACGUUCAUAUGAACCCACCACAGGUAAAGGCUACCAUCAUCAGUGAGCUGCAGGCAAAAGCACUGCUGAAGAAUGAGAACACACCACGCAAUGAAAGCAGCGGGGAAAUCCUAAAUAACUGCUGCGUGAUGGAAUAUCACCAGGCUACAGGAACGCUCAGUGCCCACUUCAGGAACAUGUCAUUGAAGAGGAUCAAGCGCUCAGACAGACGGGGAGCAGAAUCAGUAACAGAGGAGAAAUUCACAAUCCUUUUUGAGUCUCAGUUCAGUGUCGGAGGAAAUGAACUGGUGUUUCAAGUCAAGACAUUGUCUCUCCCAGUUGUGGUCAUUGUCCAUGGCAGUCAGGACAAUAACGCGACAGCUACAGUGUUAUGGGACAACGCUUUUGCAGAGCCGGGCAGAGUGCCGUUUGUUGUACCAGACAAGGUCUUAUGGCCACAGUUGUGUGAAGCUCUGAAUAUGAAGUUUAAAGCUGAGGUGCAGAGUAAUCGAGGGCUCAGUGAAGAGAACCUAUUGUUUUUAGCACAAAAAUUAUUUAACAGCAACAGCAACCACAAAGAAGACUAUACCAACAUGACUGUUUCCUGGGCUCAGUUCAACCGGGAAAAUCUUCCAGGCUGGAAUUAUACUUUCUGGCAGUGGUUUGAUGGAGUUAUGGAAGUACUAAAAAAGCAUCUAAAGCCGCACUGGAAUGAUGGGGCCAUACUGGGUUUUGUGAACAAACAGCAGGCCCACGACAUGCUGGUUAAUAAGAGAGACGGGACCUUCCUCCUUCGGUUCAGUGACUCUGAAAUUGGCGGCAUCACCAUUGCAUGGAAAUUUGAAUUGCCUGAUAGAGCACUGUGGAACCUUAUGCCAUUCACCACUCGUGACUUCUCUGUGCGCUCAUUGGCAGACCGGCUUGGAGAUCUGAAUUACCUCAUCUAUGUGUUUCCAGACCGGCCAAAAGAUGAUGUUUUCUCAAAGUAUUAUACACCCGUGCUCUGCACCCCCGCCAAAGCUGAUGGCUAUGUGAAGCCACAGAUCAAGCAAGUAGUUCCAGAGUUCGUUGCUUCUGACAUUAUUCCACCUACCAGCUACAUGGACCAGGCACCCUCUCCGGCAGUCUGCACUCAGUCUCACUAUAACUUAUACCAACAGAACCCAGACUCGGUGCUUGAUCCUGACGGAGAGUUUGACCUUGAUGACAGCAUGGAUGUAGCCCGGCAUGUUGAGGAGCUUCUACGGAGACCCAUGGACAACAACCAGUGGAUACCACAUGCUCAGUCUUGACUUGGUCCUCACAACCCCAAAUACCUCCAUUUGGAGGAAAAUGUUCAGAAUGUGAAUUGUUUUUCACCCAAAUUCAUUUUGGUAUUUUGUGCAUGAUAAAUUCAAGUGUUUUUUUUUUUUUUUUUUUUUUUUUUUUUUAAAUUUUAUAUUUUCUGGUACAGUUUUAUUAUUAAGCCCCAUCCCCUCUCAAAUCCCCCUCAUAUUGCAUUUUUAAAGACAUUUUCUUUUCUUUACUUUUUUUUUCUUCUAUGACUUGUUUUUUCCCAAGGGACAUUUUUGUGGUCUCUAAAUGUUGUCACGGGUGCAAUCCCUUAUAGAAAACCAAAGUAAGCUUAUUACUUGUCAAUCAUGUUUACUUAGAAUUUUUUUCUCCCUCUCCAAGGGUAAAGGAAUAAGAAAGAUAAUAUAAGAAAAUAUUACUCAGGCUUUAGAGACAAGUUUUAAACACAAAUAUAUUUAAGAUAAAUAUAUAUACUUCAAUAUAUAUAUAUAUAUUUAUAAAUAGAAUUUAACCUAUCUGAUCUGUAGUCCCUUUUUCCAUAUGAGAAGAAUAGCACUGCUUGAGAGGAAAAAAACAAUUGCAUGCUUUAGCAUUCUCUUGUUUUCUCUUUACAUAGAGAAAGCUGUAACUUCAUCUGGAUAUUUGGCAGCAGAUAAUGAGUCCUUUUGUAGCUAAUCAGGCUGACAUGUUUGUUAUUUUUAUGUGUUGUAUGCAUAAGAAAUAUGAAACACAAAGAUCAAUUCAGGGAUAUUCAGAGGGUUUGUGUGUGUCAUUUGUGCGUGUGUUUGUGUGUAUAGGGUGUAAACAAUUAGCUUUGUAAAAUUCCCCAAUUUAAGUAAAAAAAAUUAUAUAAAAAUAUUCUGUAUAUUAAAAACAUGCUGAACAUGUGAUGCUGUAAGCCCAUGCACAAAUAAACCUUUAUUAUGAAAAUAUGCACUAGCUUUUAUCCACUUGAGCCAUGUUUUAGCCGAUUACACUAACUUCAUUGUUAAUGAUGGACAUUUCCAGGUCUGAUAGCAUUGUAUGGAAGGCAUCACGUAAAAAAAAAGUGUCUCCUUGGCACAGUCCACCUGGAUCUUUAAAGAUUUCACAGGAAUUCACAUCCACUUUCACAAGUUUGUUAUACAAGGAUGUAAGGUAUUUAUUGUUACAUUGUAUAAUUGUACCUAUAAUGUCAUAUGCCAUUUAAUAUUUUGUAUUCAAAUAGUUGCUAAUACCAAUUGGGACAAUAUUUUAACACCUGCUCCCCUUCCUUUUUGAUCAAGCCAGUUGCUAGACCUUUUUUUCCAAUGUUAAACUCACACUCAUUGAACCAUAUCAGUACACAUGGGUAUAUGGCCUCUGACUGAUGGAAUAUGUAGCGAUGCAUCAAGUUUAAGGAGAUAGAGACCUCCACAUAUACUAUUCUCCUUUCUUCUAAAGUUAGUUAACCUUGUGUGUAUUUGAAGUAAGGUAAACUGAGAUGAAGCUGUGCUCCAGCAGAAGUGUUUGUUAUUUAGUACAGACUAAGAAACAAGGUUUGACCCCUCUUGGUACAGAAUACACUAUUCUGCAACUGGAAUAGACCAACGGUUCCUUAUAGUUCUACUCACAGACUACUGUUGGAGACCAUAUCUGUGACCUUGCAAGUAGUUUAAUUUACAGGCUCUUUGAUUAUCCCUUGGGCUUUCUCAUUGGAAAUAUUAACCAUGGCUAUAUUUUAGAGUGUAGGUAGGAUAAUGUCAGUGAUUAUUCCAUUUGUAUACUGUGCUAAAUCAGGUGGACCAGUACAGUUUCAAAAUACUUUGAAAAUCAGGUUGUUUGGUCCUUUUUUUAUGGUAAUUGAAAGGAUAAUGGGUCUACAUGUAUCCCUUCAUUUUCAUUGUUGUUCUUUUCAUAACCAAUUGCUAGUUGUUUCCAUAAAUGUAUUUUGCUAUCCCUAAAUGUUUGGCACAUGCUAAGUAGAUGUCAUUUUUAACAAAGUAACGUGCUUUUAAUAGUGGUUAUACUGUUAACCUGCUAUUGUUGUCUUUUGGCCCAGAACCAGCAGUUCAGUCAGUGAGCAAUCCAUGGCAUGGCUUAUGACAUGUCUACUGGCUAUAGCCUUAGCAGAUUUGUGUCUAAUAAUUAAAAGAUUGCCGGCAUGGAAAAAAAUCAAACAAAAUCUUUGGGGGAUUUUUUUAAUGCAUUUAUUUAUCCUUCACAUCCAUAUAAAUAUUUCUCCAUUUAAAUCUGCCUUUAUUACAUUUUUGAGGGACUGACCUUGCAGUACUGACAAAACUUAGAUAAGUAUGGCAGAGUGGAAGACUUAGAUCAUCUGGCCCUAAGGCUGAAAUGCCUAUUAAGAAAUUGCAUUAUCCCAAUAAUGUUUUUAAAAGAUUUUUCAACAUGCAUUUGAUUGCAUAUACUUUAGAAUUAAAUUUUAUUUGGAUAACUUAUUACUUCUGUAUUAUUGUGUUUUAUAUUAUAGAUAUUAUUAUAGAUAUAAGGCUAGAUUACAGUGGCAUGCUAAAGUUAGCACAGGUUGCAAUAAGCAAUAUCACAACUGCGCGUAUAUUACAAGUUGAAAGUAAACAGUAUGCUCGACCACAAACAUAAUUUUGCUAACGUGAAUGAAAACCUAGCGUAAACUGUAAUGGGUAAAAAAAAAAAAAAAUGUGCACCAAACACAACAUAAGUACAAUAAAAUAAAGUGUUACACUCAUGUAUACAGUUUCUAAUACAAUAAAAAAAUAUUCAUAUGAAUAUUUAUAAAAAGUUUUAUAUAAGGGUUAAAAUAUGAUAUAUGAAAAGGUGUUUGACUGGAAAGGGCUAUAAUGUAUGUUUAUGAAUGUGUGUGUGUGUGUAUAUAUAUAUAUAUAUAUAUAUAUAUAUAUAUAUAUAUAUAUACACACACAAUUUGGAGCCCUUUCCAGUGAAAUACCUUAGAGGUUAGAAAAUCAUUUUAAAUCAAUUUUAAUAUUUCGUAACGUGUUUGAAUAUGUUUUUCUGUAUGUGUGUGUAUGUAUAUAUAUAUAUACACAUACAUACAAAAAAUAACACUCUCUGGAUUUAAGCACAGAAAAAGGUUUAUUCAGUGAGGAUUCAGGGUUUACACCCCUUCCUCAGACCUGAGAAAAGGGUGUACACCUCGAAAGGUCACUGAAUAAAGCUUUGCUGUGCUUAAAUCCAGAGAGUGUUAUUUUUUGGAUAAAUAGUUGACUACUUCUGCACCCAGGUUCUUUGCAUUCCUGCUGAUGAGAGUGUGCCUAAUCGUAUUGGUAUACAUAUAUAUCAUUUAAAAAUAAAAAAGAACAUUUUCUGUUCUGUGAAGGACUUUGUAAUGUAAAAUAUUCAUAACUACCUUUUAGUGCUGUAGGUCUAACGCGGUGUCAGGUUAGUGUGCAAGCUAAGUUCGUUUUUUGGGGGGUUUUGUUCUGAGCUCUCCAUCAAAGUUUACGUGGAGAAGAAUUUAGCACACCUCAGGUUUCGCUCAAGCACAGACAAUUUACUUUAAACUUGUAAUAUGUGUGCUAACUCACGUGCAUUAAAAGUUUAUUUGAGCAGUGUUUGCGCACAGACGGAAACAAAAUUAGCGCCCUUCUUGUAAUCUGGCUAAUAUUGGCUGUUGUUUUAAAUGAAUCACGAUAUUUUAUUAUGUGUAACAUAACAACAGAUUUUGAUUGGUUGAAGGUAAGAGGGUGGAGGGUGCAUAUUCCUUGUGCAAUUAAUUGCCAUUAAUUGCAUAGUGGUACAGUGUUUGUUGACAGCCACACUGGGGCUAGUUUGCCUUUGUCUGAUCACACAUAAUACUUUUCCCUUUCGUUUAACUGCCCCUUACACUUGUCUCAAAUAAUGUGUCUCUGUCAUCUACUGAAGUUCUUUCUCAAUUGGUGGUUGAUGACAGAAGUUGACCAAGGGAAGUGGUGCUUCGCUGGCCAACAUGAAAUGUAAUCUCCACUGAUGUCAAUCUUGUAGGUAGUGACUUGUGUUAAGAUCAAUUCAAGGCUUAGGGAAAGAGAGUCCUCUCCCCAUAAAAGUUUAGGGCUCGGGGCUGUGUUUCUGGCUUUAAAGACCUGGCAACCCCUUGAUCAUUAGUGUUCAUGAUUAUCAGACUACAUGAUGGAGGUUGCAUAUGACAGGUUUCAUUGCAGGCUUGCAAUGAAAGAAGCUGCAGGUAUUCCCUAUCAGGCAGAAUCCAUAUCAGAGUGAUAUCUCCCACCAAAGUUGUUUUUCUUCAUGGAAAUGGCAACAGGUAAAAGAUACAAGAAUUGCAUUUUUGCAAGAAGGCCAUGUAGUCUGCCUUGCAUACAAUUCCGAUUUAUCCUAGCUUUGUGAAGGAAUAAUCUAGAUUUUAUUAAAGAGACAGAGACGAUAAUUUUGCAUAAGACUUUUCCUUUACUGCUCAACAGCCAUUCAAUUUAACAAUAAAUAGUUUAAACAUUUAACAUAGAAAUCACAGAAAUUAUUAUACUGACCAAUGAAAUACAACCCUUGAUCGUGUGAUCUAAAGCAGACCAAUCAGAAAAGUUCAUUCUGAUAUAAACUGUCCACAUAGUAUCCCAACUGCCUCUUUGAACUUUGGUGCUUGAGAAGAAAAAGUUGCACAAAUAAGUACAUAAACCGAAACAAAAAACAGGAACCAGAAAAAAAUAGAGAAAAAACAUGAAACAUAGUCCAUCAGACGAAACUUAAAAAGGAUGAAAUCCUGAAGAACUGAAAGAUAAUCCACCACUUGAAUCUUAAUCUUGAAGAUUAAAACUUGGAUGAGUGAAAAGUUCAAAAUCCUGAAUAAGAAGGACCUGGAGAUAUAAUGAUAUAUAAAAUAAUUAUCCAAAUUUAAAUAUAUACAAACAGGCUAAGAAUAUAGGAAGGGAAAAUAAUCGUCUCUGUCUCUUUAAUAAAAUCUAGAUUAUUCAUUCACAAAGAUAGGAUAAUCUGAAUUAUAUUACAAGGACAGAGACUCAUAUUUUGCAAGUUUAAAGCUAAACAUAAAAUAUCAAUGUAAUAAACAUUGGGGUAUAGACUUAAUAGGUUUAAAAUAAAAUUGUCUAAAAACUAAAUCUGAAGACCAGUCGGCGGCAUUUAGAAUUUCUCGAAGAGAUGCUGAUUUACAAAAAGCUUUAGAAGCAGCAGCUACUCUUAUAGAAUGAAAAGAAAAAGAUUUACCAAUACCUGCUUCACUCAUGACCCAUUUAAUCCAUCUACUAAUGGAAGUGGAAGAAACAGGAAGGUGAGGAGGUGAAAAAGAAAUUAAAAGUUGAUUAGAGGAAGAAUAAUUUCUAAAUGAAGUAGUACGUUUUUCAUAUUCCUUGAGACAAAGUACCACACACAAAAGGGAGCGAUCAGAAAAAUAAGGAUAAAAGAUGGAGGAAGACAUAGAUUUAGUUCUUCUAGAAAUAUUAAAAACAACACCUUGAGGUGAAAACAUUUUAGACGAAAAAUCUAUAGCCUUUACAUCAGAAACCCUUCUGCAAUAUAAUAGAUAAAGUAGAGUUGCAAGUUUGCAAGUAAGUUGUUUAAGAGAAAGUAAUUAAUUACAAGGCCAGGAUUGAAAAAGAGAAAAUAUUAAACAUCCCAGAAAGAAGAAUAUUUAGCAGAAGGAGGUCUCUUUUUAAUAGAUUUCAUAAGUCUAGAAAUAUAAAUAUGUUGACCUAUAGGAGAAUUAUUAAUCAAUUCAUUUUCAGCAGAAAUAGCCAAUCUAUAAACAUUAAUAGAUCUAUAAGCUAAACCUGUGUCAAAUAGAGAAGUUAGCAAAUUUAAAAUUUCAUUUAAAGGAACUGAAAAGGGAUCUAAAUGUCUUUCACAGCACCAGCUAGACAAUUUAGACCAAAAGGAUAAGUAACAUUUCUUAGUUCCUGGUGCCCAGGAGUCUUAUAACAAUGAUUUAGCUGCUGAAGAAAGACCUUCGGAAGCCCAGGAUCCCCUGAACUUGUCCAUGCAAUAAGUUGAAGAGAACCUUGAAGUACUAGGUUGUGAAAAUCUCCGUUUGGAUCUGACAGAAGGUAAGGAACAAGAGGUAAAAGAAGAAGAGAAAGAUCCUGAUUCAUAAGAAGUAUAUCUUCUAAAUAUAUGAUUAGACAAACACCUCUUAGUCUCAACCAAGCUAUGACUGGUUUUAAGAUUUUGGUGAAAACCCAAGGAGCAGAGGACAGGCCAAAGGGGAGACAGGUAAACUGCCAAAUAGAAUCUUUCCAGACAAAUCGAAGAAAUUUGUGAUGAGAGGGAUGAACAGGGACUGUUAAAUAAGCAUCUGUUAAAUCCAGUCUUACUAACCAGUCUUUGUCCAUAAGACAAUCCCUCAGCAGAUGAAUUCCUUCCAUCUUGAAAUGGUUGUAAGAAAGAAAGGCAUUCAGAUUCCUCAGAUUUAUCACAGGGUGAAAGUAUUCUUCUUUUUUUUACAAUUGUUUUUGCGAAGACAAUAGGAUUGAUAAGGAGGGGACAUAAAAUCUAGAAGACCUGAAAUAGUCUGAAUUACCCAAGCGUCUGAUGUAAUUAAGGCCCAAUUUUUUAUAAAUAGGAACAAUGUCCCUCCAACUUUGUGUGGGAAAAAAAGUGUGUUGUGUAAAGAGAGUAGUCUUGUCCUGUAAUUGGUCUAGGGUGAGACCUUGAUCUUGAGAAUCUUGGGGUCCAGGAGCGUUGUCUUGAGGGAAACAAAUUUGUGAGGGAUGGGUUUGGAGGAGGGAAUUGCUGAAAUUGAGGUCUGUUACUGAAGUAUGGACGACCGGGAAAACAACCUCUUCCUUUCCCGGCCCAUUCAAAAACACGACUUGGUUGGUUAUAAAAGAUUUUCUGUGGAAGUUUUAACCUUGUUUAAUGAAUUAAAGGUGUUAACAUAAGAAUUGAGUUCUUUUAAACCCAAAUUUCCAAAAAGUAAACCCUCCGCCUGAGGACCCAUCCCUGUAGAGGCAAAAUCCGAUAUCGUGGGGUCUAUUUUCUAUGUUGAGUAGAUAAUGUUGUAUUAGCAUCUCCUGAUAAACAGAUCUUUGGAUCUAUUGUCUUACAAUAUAAGGAUCCAACAUGGCUUUAUUUACAAUUGCUUCAUCAGUUAAUUCAAAAACUUUAGUAAUUGGUCCCAAAGUAUCUAAAUAUCUAUCUUGACAUGCCUUUAAAAACCUGUCAGGGCCUUACUUGAGAUGAAAACUCUUGUUAUUAACAAAUUUAAUUAUAUUUGCAUCAAUCUCAGGUGUAACAGAAGUGUUAUGGGGCAAAUCUGGACGAGAACACUCUGUCCUAAGGGUAGAUCUUGCUUUGUUAGAAAGAGACUUCUUCAUAUAAUGAUAAGGAAACUUAGCUUCCCUCUUAGAGGGUCUCCAAUUAGAUGAUCAAGGGUGCUGGAUAUCUUCUGGAUCUAAAUAUUCCAGACCCUCAUUAUCAACCAAUUUAACUUUAGAUUUCUUAUCCAAUUUUUUAAGUUUUUUUAGCUUUUUUAACUUUAGGGGUAUAAUCAGAAGAACUACUAUCUGAAAAUUCUGGGGUAAAAAUAGACUGCCAAGAAUUAUUAUCAGUAUCCAUAUUGGAGUCUGAAGACUCAGAUGUAGAGACUAAGGGGCCUAUCUAUCAAGCUCCGAAAGGAGCUUGACGGCCCGGGUUUCUGGCGAGUCUUCAGACUCGCCAGAAACAGCAGUUAUGAAGCAGCAGUCACAAAGACCGCUGCUCCAUAACCCUGUCCGCCUGCUCUGAUGAGGCGGUCAGGAAUCGCCACAAUUCAACCAGAUCGAGUACGAUCGGGUUGAUUGACACCUCCCUGCUGGCAGCUGAUUGGCCGCGAGUCUGCAGGGGGCAGCGUUGCACCAGCAGCUCUUGUGAACUGCUGGUGCAAUGCUGAAUACGGAGAGCGUAUUGCUCUCUGCAUUCAGCGAGGUCUGGCGGACCUGAUCCGCACUGUUGGAUCAGGUCCGCAAAACCUUUGUUAAAUAGAGGCCUCUGUCUACCUUUCUCUUGGCAGCACGUUUUUUAAGGAGCAAUAAUCUCAGACUUUGAAUCAGAAUCUAAGGAAAGAUGAAGAGAAUCACAAGAAUUAUCUCUCUUGUCUGAACUAUUACCUCUAUUACCAACAUUUUUUGUUUUAAAUUUUUUAGAUAAAUGUUUUGUUUUUCUGGAAGCUUUCCUUGGGGAACCAGGAUUUUUGACAGAAUUAAUAACUGUCUGAAAUUGUUGUUUUAAUUCUUUAAUAGAACCAUCAAGCAUAUUUUUAAUAGAUUGUUCUGAAAAAGAAUGAGAUUCUUCUUGAGAUAUUUUAAAAUAAAUAAAUAAUUAAUAAAAACAAAUAAUUAAUAAUUAAAAGUUCAUUAACAAUAGAAUUAAAUAAAUUAUGGCACACAAUCAAUAAAACAUUUUUAAAAAAUUGUAUUAAAUAAAUAAGUUAUUGAAAUAAACUGAGGAUUUAGUAUUAAGAUAACAAGUCAAAAAACGUUACUAUAUUCUGUCUAAAAUAUCAACUUCUACUAAACUCAAAGCAACAAAUAUUGCGAUCUGUCUGGAAGUCCUGUGAGGAGAAAUAAUGGGCGGGAGAGAUGAUGCAGUGCCAAAGAGAAGACAGCUGCAUCACAAAAUGGGGCGUGGAAGCGCGCACAGGAAACAGGAAAUGUCGGACCAAAAGAUACAGAAAACCGACGAAGACGCCACAACACCGAGCAGAGUACUAAGAGAGUGCAUUAAUGUGAAGUAAGUAUAAAAUUAGAGUAGAAAAACUAAACAAAUAAACAAAAUAAAGGGAAAAUGAGCAGAAACGGAAAGAGAUAAAUAAAUAAAAUUAUACCAAAAGCAGAAAAAACUUUAUUGAAAAUAAUAAAAAAAUAAUGCAAAUUAAAGAAAACAAGAAUAAAAGUCACACAAUUAAUAGAGAAAAAAAACCAAACAGAAUUAUUAUAAUAUACAAAAUUAAAUAUUCACAAAUAUAGAGCUCACAAAAUAUACUUAUCUUUGAGAGCAGCAAAGUUCAAAGAGGCAGUUUGGAUACCAUGUGGACAGUUUAUAACAGAAUUAACUGUUCUGAUUGGUCUGCUUUAGAUCACACCAUACAGGGUUGUAUUUCAUUGGUCACUAUAUUCAUUUAUGUGAUUUCUAUGUUAAAUGUUUAAACUAUUUAUUGUUACUGAAUGGCUGUUGAGUAGUAAAGGAAAAGGCUUAUGCAAAUAAUGAGUCUCUGUCCUUGUAAAAAAUGCACUAAAUUCUAACAGUGUGUGUGUGUGUCUACUGCAGCAGCUUUUAGUAGAAAAGUCAAACACACUGUGGUUCCUCAGACUUAGGCAAUGGUUUUCUCCCCACCCUUGUCAUCCCUUGAGGCCUAUUAGAUUUGUACCCUAAAUACUAGGGUUCCAUUAGGAUUCAAUAUUGUAGCUAAUUUAAUUAACUUUUGGUAUUGAAAUAAUUACAUGUUGUUAUUAUAGCUUUAUAUAUCAUUAUCCUUUAUUAUUUUAUGUGGUUUUAUGUGUAUUGUUGACAUUGCUAUUAGUUAAACUCUACGCCAGACAUCCUCAAACUUGGCCCUCCAGUGGUUUUGGACCUACAUUUCCCAUGAUGCUCAGCCAGCUGAUAUGCUGGCUGAGCAUCAUGGGAAAUGUUCCAAAACCUCUGGAUGGCCAAAUUUGAGAAUGUCUUCUUUACGCCAUUGGGAUCACUUAUAUUAUCAUACCCUAUAUACUAUGUACCUUUAAAUAUUUUAUUGUCUACAGAGAAAGAUUUUUUCAAAUGAUUAAUCGGCUUGUAUUCUGUUUCUUUAAAUAUAGGGGCAGGAGUAUUGGAGAUUUUGAUCUAUGAUUAAGGCACCUUUGUGAGCCAAAACACAACUUUUCUUUUUAUUUGCAAUGCUGUCUGGUGCUUUGUGUUGAAUAAAGAUUUUAUUUUAUUUUACCUCCUGUUGCAUGCCUGCUCCGCUGUUGCAUUUGUGCAAGAAGGCCAUAUAGUCUUCCUUGCAUACAUUCACUAAAUUAUUCCAGUGUGUACUUAAGCAGCAUUUAGUAGAAAAGUCAAACACACUGUGCUUCCUCAGACUUAGGCAAAGGUUUUCUUACCAUCCUUGCUAUCAUAUGGUACGUCUUUGGUACUGACUCGCCAAUAUUGAUAUGGUUCUACUAGAGUGUGAGAGAGAACCAGAUUUGUAAUUAUUGGUUUAUACAUACCAAUAAAUUCACAAUAUAUUACACCCUGCUUACCACUGUCAUUUCUCUUUCCGCUCCCCAUUGAGGUUUUUGGUUGGUCAUAUAUAAAACAGAAAAGGUAAGGUUUUAUUUAGAGGGGUACCUACUUACUCAAAGUACUAGGAUGUGUUUCUACCAAUUGCUGUAGUCAGAAGGCAUAUACUCACCACCAUUCUGAUAUAGUUUUAUGUUGGCUGUGAUGAAAUAUCAAUAAAGUAUAAAACUGUUUUUGGAUCUUUGGUUUACAACCUGUAUCAUGACAGACCUGCCUAACAGUUGUGUGUGCUUUGUCACAAUAUCUAAUCAACUGAGCCUAAAUUAGAUUCCACACCUCACAAUAUACUGUUCAAAAAUAAGAAUUUAUUUAAGCUAAUUUGUCAGCAAUGCAAAUAUGCACUUCGUAAGAUCAUAUUAUACUAAUGUUCAAAUUCAGUGGGGAGCAGGGAUUUCCUCACCAAUAUCAGUACACAAGUCACAAACAGUAUUUUUUGUCUCACAAAGUUAUGUUUAAGAUGUGUUAAUAAACUGUGUUUUUAAUUAUUAUAUAGAUAGAAUUAUUUUAUCAUUUCCUUGUGGAAAGUGGUUGUGAUUUUAAGUUUAAUGGCUUGAGCAACCUUCUUAUGUAUGCAUUUAUAUAUAAAUAUAUUUUAAAAGCCAUAAGAGGCAUCGCCUUCUCCCUGUUGCAUUGAAGGACUAUAGUCAGUAUCAGAAAAUCACACACAAGCAAAUAUUUUACUUUUUUGUAUGGUUUUUUUUCUGCCUGAUUCCAAGAAAUUUUAAAUAUUAAAGGGACACUAAACCUAAAUUUGUUCUUUCAUGGUUUCAAUUUCAAUUUUCCUUCGUUCUCUUGCUAUCUUUAUUUAAAAAGCAGGAAUGUGAUGCAUAGGAGCCGGCCCAUUUUUAGUUGAGAACCUGGGUUAUGCUUGCUUAUUGGUGACUAAAUGUCAACCACAAAUAAGCAAGCACUAUCCAUGGUGCUGAACCUAAAAUGGGCUGGCUACUAAGAUUUACAUUCCUGCUUUUUAAAAAAAGAUAGCAAGACAAUGAAGAAAAAUUGAUAAUAGGAGUAAAUUAGAAAGUUGCUUAAAAUGUCAUCCUCUAUCUGAAUCAUGAAAGAAAAAAUGUGGGUUUAGUAUCCCUUUAAGCAGGAUGUAUGUUUUAGUAUUUUUAACCCCUUAAGGACCAGCGACGUACCCUGUAUGUCACUGGCCUUUUUUUGGAACUUGAUUGUUUUAUAGCGCAAUCUUGCCAUUAUCGUUGAGACUGCUCUAUUCCACAAAGCCUGCUGGAGGGAGGGCAUUAAUAGCAUGUUCUUGCUAGACUUGUGCUAUUAUGUCCUGAAAAAACCCUUAACGACCAGUGACAUACAGGGUACAUUGUGGUCAUUAAGGGGUUAAGUAUUACUUUUCAAGAAAGAUCUACGCCAGAAAUAUAUUUUGAAAGGGAAUAUAAAAAUGCUUGGUAUAAGACUCAAACUGGUAUACAGUAUAUAAAGGAGCAAAUAGGGACUGCAGGGAAUGGCAUAACUUUAGUCACAUCUGUUUUCCCCCUAUAAUUUGUAGCAUGUCUGAACUCCUCUGUGUUGUUUAUUUAGUGCAUCUCUUGCUUCUGUUUACUACGGUUUAUAUUCCUAUGUAUAAAAAAAAGAAGAAAAAAACACAAAAAGGAAAAUAUUGGAAGAAAUUUUAAAAAAAUACUCCACACUCUCCGGAUAUAGGUAUACAUAUACAGUAUGUACAUAUAUCUUUUUAAAUACAGUAUGUGCAACAAAAUGUUUUUGAAUGUCAGCGUUUUUAUCAAAAGGUUACGAGAGCAAAAACAGAUUGACACACACAAGAAAAAUCACACUUUCAGAGGAAAUGGAUUCCCACUGUUAUUGACUACAGACUGCUGUGCCUUAAUCAUGCAGCAUUUUUAUCACCAGCUCAAUAUUAAGAAUCAUAAAUAUAGUUGCAGAUUUCCCUAGAAGUAUAGAUAUUUUGUACCAUCAAGGUUUUUUGGGGGGGUUUUUAAACACUGCCUCAACUAGGGUUGGCACCUCGGCCAUGUUUAUUUGGACACUUAUGAGUUAUACAUGCUGCAGGGUGUGCAGAGAGGAACAUGAAUAGUGCUGUUCAGUAUCACUGUUUGUGUGCUGUCUAGGUUUGAGAUUCAUGUUCCCACCUGCACACCCUGCAGCAUGUAUAACUCAUAAGUGUACAGGAAAACGUGACUGUGGUGGCAUCCCUAGUCACAACAACACUGGUACAUCUAUUAAAGAUGGAUUUCUGGUUUAAUUUAGUGCAAGAGCUCUUUCCAGAAAUAAAGCCACACAUUGUGAUGUAGGCAACUGUAGGGGUAAAAUAUGCAUUUUUAGCUUCUUUUUAGCUACCAACAACAGUAUCCACAAUCAUUGGUGGUGUUCUGGUAGCAGAUGACUGAAUUUUAGUUGCUUUUCUAAACAGUUUUUACUAUUUUUCUCUGAAAUUCACAUAUCAGCUGUUUGAAUACAAAAUCAGAUUUAUGUUAACAGUCCAUUUAUUUUUUAUGCCUUUCUCUUGCCCUUCAUAUAUGCUCUUUUGAUUUUUAGAUGAAAUCCUUUUGUGUUUUGUGCAUCUGUGACUUUUAUUUUGGAAAUAAAUUGUAUUUUCCAUUUAAAAUAAAA
Messenger RNA from Bombina bombina (fire-bellied toad), 15389 nucleotides. RefSeq names its product signal transducer and activator of transcription 5B. The transcript is spliced from 21 exons. The record is from RefSeq and is a predicted model, not a curated record. Gene Ontology annotation, molecular function: RNA polymerase II cis-regulatory region sequence-specific DNA binding; DNA-binding transcription factor activity, RNA polymerase II-specific. Gene Ontology annotation, biological process: regulation of transcription by RNA polymerase II; regulation of cell population proliferation; cytokine-mediated signaling pathway. Lineage: Eukaryota; Metazoa; Chordata; Amphibia; Anura; Bombinatoridae. Bases 293 to 2644 code for a protein of 783 amino acids.